AUGAUCCGAUAUUCUGUCUUGUUGACCUCUAUUUUUGCUGUAUUUGCCAUGUUGACGGUCUUUUCUUCGAUCAAUACUAUUCAAUAUCGACUAUAUAAACGAAACACUCAAUUUUAUCCAUGCAAUAACUUAGAAUCUAAUGCAACCACGCUUACUAAUGCAACCUCGCUUAUUAAUGUAACCAAGCUUACUAAUGCAACCAUAAUUGAUAAUGCGGCCAUGAUUGAUAAUGCAAUAAUUCGUCCUAAUCCAUCAAUUGGGAAAGCCAGUGUUAUUAUGCCAAUAGGAGAUAUUAAUAUUACUAGUGGAGAUCGAUUCAUUUUUGAAAUUAAACAUAAUAACAAUACCCUCAUAUUCCAAAAUGGUACUGAUAUUUGUAAUAAUGCCAUAUGUCCGACUAAAGAGGAUGUAAUAGAAUUUACUACUUCAAUCCCCGAGUUGCCACGUGAAUCUUCUGAGUACUACAUGGUAAUUAGAAUUGAAUCUAAUGUUACUGAGAGUAUACUACCAGUAGACUUUAAUUCUGUCACUGAAAAUUCAUCAAAUUCAUCUGAUACAACUAUUUUAACUAAUUCAAGAAAAUUAAAAGCUU
Messenger RNA from Cetraspora pellucida, 592 nucleotides. The record is from the annotation of a GenBank genome assembly. NCBI's taxonomy places the organism in Eukaryota, Fungi, Glomeromycota, Glomeromycetes, Diversisporales, Gigasporaceae.